This is a messenger RNA of Diutina rugosa, 2370 nucleotides long. RefSeq names its product oligopeptide transporter (gene OPT1). The coding region runs from base 1 to 2370 and encodes 789 amino acids. The record is from RefSeq and is a predicted model, not a curated record. Gene Ontology annotation, molecular function: oligopeptide transmembrane transporter activity. The transcript has a single exon. Gene Ontology annotation, biological process: transmembrane transport. Lineage: Eukaryota; Fungi; Ascomycota; Pichiomycetes; Serinales; Debaryomycetaceae.
AUGGCUAAGUUGGACCGGUUUAAGAACUGGUUCAAAACAGAUGAGGUCUCCGUCGACAAUGAACUGCUGCUGCUUGACGAAGAAAAGCACCCGGGGGUGUCGCAAGACGUUGCCCUCGGCGUGAUGGCUCUGAAGACGUCGGAGUUCGACCCGACCACCUCCAACAUGGUCGAACAGAUCAUGACCGAUGAUUACGCCCAGGUGGUGGUCGAGGACGACUCGCCCUACCCCGAAGUGCGGGCGGCGAUCCCGUCGACCGAUGACCCCACCGUGCCCCAAAACACCAUCCGGAUGUGGGUGUUGGGGUUGAUUUUCACCAUGAUUGGUUCCGCCAUCAACUUGUUGUUCUCGUUCCACGCGCCGUCGGUGUCUAUUUCUACGCUCGUGGUGUCAAUUUUGGCGUGGCCGUUUGGCUGGUUGUGGUACAUCGUCGUCCCCAAGAAAUGGCGUAUCGGCAAGUGUUAUCUUAAUCCCGGCCCGUUCAACGUCAAGGAGCACGCGCUUAUCACGAUUAUGUCGAAUGUGUCCUUCGGCGGUGGUGCUGCAUAUGCCACCGACAUUUUGUUGGCUCAAAACCGGUUCUACAAGCUGGACUUUGGCUGGGGGUUCGACUUGCUCUUGAUCUGGUCGACCCAAUGUAUCGGGUUCGCCAUGGGGGGGUUGGCCAAGCGGUUCGUCGUCUACCCGGCGUCGGCCAUCUGGCCCGCCAACUUGGUCACGGCCACUUUCUUGACUAACUUGCACAUCAACAAAAACUUUGUUGCCAACGGGUGGAAGAUCUCGAGAUUGAAAUUCUUCUUGAUCGUCGGGAUCGCCGCCUUCUGCUACUACUGGAUCCCUGGGUUGAUGUUCACUGGGUUGUCGAAUUUUAGUUGGAUUUGCUGGAUCAAACCCAACCUGCCCAUCGUCAACCAAAUCUUCGGUUCGAGUACCGGGUUGGCGAUGAUCCCCAACUCGUUCGCCUUGGACUGGUCGCAAAUCAUGGGUUACAUUGGUUCGCCGUUGAUCCCUCCCGCCGCCGUCCACGUCACCAUCUUGCUCUCGAUGGUGCUCAUCUUCUGGGUGGUGGUGCCCGGGUUGCACUACCUGAACAUCUGGUACGCCCAAUACUUGCCCAUCUCGUCGUCAGGGUCGUACGACAGAUACGGUGACGACUACAACGUCACCAAGGUGAUCAAUUUGAAGACGUUGCAAUUUGAUGCCGAAGGGUACAAGAACUACUCGCCGCUUUUUUUGUCGACGACGUUUGCCAUAUCCUACGGGAUGUCGUUUGCUUCGAUUUUGGCGACGAUCGUCCACGUUGGUCUCUUCCACGGUAGAGAGCUUAUCGAUCAAUUGAAGUUGAAGGAAAAGCCCGACGUCCACAUGCGGUUGAUGCAGAAGAAUUAUCGAGAAGUGCCUGAAUGGUGGUACAUCAUUGUCUUCCUCAUCUUUUUCGGGAUGUCGAUUGCCGUCGUCCGGGCGUGGCCCACCGGGAUGCCGGUGUAUUCAUUGGUGGUGGCGCUUUUGAUCGGGGCGUUCUUCUUGCUCCCCGUCGCUCUUGUCUACGCCCGUACCAACAUUGCUGUCGGUCUUAACGUCGUUACUGAAUUCAUCAUCGGGUACAUGGUCCCCGGUCGUCCCUUGGCGAUGAUGAUGUUCAAAUGUUUCGGUUAUAUCUCGAACAACCAAGCCGUCACUUUUGUCCAAGACAUGAAGCUUGGUCACUACAUGAAGCUUGCCCCUCGGACUUUGUUCUCUGUGCAACUUGUGGCCACCAUAUGGUCGAGUUUGGUGCAAAUCUGUGUGUUGCGGUGGGCGUACGGGUCGAUUGACAACCUUUGUGACAAGCACCAAAAGGACAAAUACACCUGUCCCAACGGGAGAGUGUUCUUCAACGCCUCGAUUAUCUGGGGGGUUAUCGGUCCUCAACGUCAAUUCUCCCACGGGCAAAUUUACUGGGCGUUGUUGUUCUUCUUCGUCAUUGGGGCUGCGUUGCCGGUUAUCCAAUGGUUACUCCUCAAGGUGUGGCCGAAGUCGCCGAUCAAGUACAUCAACUUCCCGGUGUUCUUCUCCGGUACCGGUAACAUCCCUCCCGCCACCGCCUACAACUACCUUUCGUACGUGCUGGUGGGGUUGUUCUUCAACUACUGGAUCAAGAAGCGGUUCUUCCACUGGUGGUCGAAGUAUAACUACUCGCUUUCCGCCGGGUUGGAUGUGGGGACGGUGUGGUCGAUGUUGAUCAUUUUCUUGACCAUCUACUUGACCAACACCGAAUUCCCCAGCUGGUGGGGUAACGACUACACCUCCAGCACGAUGGACCAGAUGGGCACUGCCAUCAGAGAACAGCCCCCGCCCGAAGGGUUUGGACCCUCGACGUGGUCUUGGUAA